Messenger RNA from Acipenser ruthenus (sterlet), 5558 nucleotides. RefSeq names its product nidogen-2-like. Gene Ontology annotation, molecular function: calcium ion binding. The coding region runs from base 233 to 4969 and encodes 1578 amino acids. NCBI's taxonomy places the organism in Eukaryota, Metazoa, Chordata, Actinopteri, Acipenseriformes, Acipenseridae. Gene Ontology annotation, cellular component: basement membrane. The transcript has 22 exons. Gene Ontology annotation, biological process: cell-matrix adhesion. The record is from RefSeq and is a predicted model, not a curated record.
GUGGGUUGAAAUUCCUAAUGUUGAGUGGGGAUGUCCAGUCACAGCCGCGCAGCUAGCUAGAUGCAACAGCGCUCCUAUACUUUAAAACCCCCGUCCCACUCUCUCGCUAUUCUAGCAGCUUAGUUUAUUUAAGCCAAAUGCAGUAAUAUUAUUAUUAUUAUUAUUAUUAUUAUUAUUAUUAUUAUUAUUAUUAUUAUUAUUAUUAUUAUUAUUAUUAUUUAAAUAAAAAAAGAUGUGGGACAAAGCGACAGUUUUCCUUCUAAAACUGUCCUGGACUUUCUGCCUGGUGUCUGCGAUUGCAAGGCGAGACCUCUUCCCUUACGGACCUCACAGCGGAGACUCCGCUCUCCCAGAAGGGGAUGACGAGACGUCCGAAGUGCUUACCUUGAAGAGACCGCUGUAUUUCUACGAGACAAAGUUCAGCGAGCUCUACGUGGGCACCAACGGGAUCAUCUCGCCGCAGGAUUUCCCUCGGGAGACGCAGUACGUGGAUGACGGUUUCCCAACAGAUUUCCCAGUCAUCGCCCCCUUCCUGGCCGAUCUGGACACGAGCAACGGGAAGGGAGCGAUCUACUACCGGGAGGACGACUCCACGGAGGUGCUGAUCCGGGCGGCCGAGGAAGUAAAGAGAGGCUUCCCCGAGAGCACCUUCAGCCCCACCGCCGCCUUCAUAGCGACCUGGGACAGCGUGGGGCCGUACGAGGAGCUGACGCGGAACUCGGUGCCUUCCAACAGGGUGAACACGUUCCAGGUGGUGCUGGCCUAUGACGACACAGACACCUUCGCCCUGUUCCUGUACCCGCACAAGGAGCUGCAGUUCUACGGCACGCGCCCCAAGGAGUCCUACAACGUGCAGCUGGAGCUGCCGGCGCGCGUGGGGUUCAGCCGGGGAGAGCUGAGCUUCCUGUCCCAGCGGAAAGAGGGGCCCUUCUACAGCGUGACCAGCAGCGAGCAGACCGUCAAGAACCUGCACCAGGUCGGGAACACCGGAGUGCCUGGGCUGUGGCUCUACCGCAUCGGGAGCAGCUUCCCCCUGGAUAACGUGGUUGCUGCGGAGGCCGGGGGUGCUCAGCCCGGUGGGGACUCUGUGGUGACUCUGGACAGUACCCUGAACAACCCGGGGUGGCCCAGCCAGCCCGAGCCUGACUACCCUGAACAGGACUACUCUGAGGAGAUCUACGAGGAUGAGGACGGGCAGGAGGAGGAGGAGGAGUAUCCCACGCCUUCAUAUCCAGAGCCCCCGGAGUCCAGUAACCACUACCCCGCCAGUGAAGACCCUUCGGAACAGCUCCCAGGCCCCGUCCCUGUGGCCACCCAGCCCCCCUCUGAAACUGACACUACCCAGCUGCCUGAACACCACCUUAAACAUGAGCCCUCUUACCCCCAGGCUUCCUACCCUGAUCCCUCUUACCCCCAGGCUUCCUACCCUGAUCCCUCUUACCCCGAGCCCUCUUACCCCCAGGCUUCCUACCCUGAUCCCUCUUACCCCCAGGCUUCCUACCCCGAACCCUCUUACCCCGAGCCCUCUUACCCCGAUCCCUCUUAUCCCGAUCCCUCUUAUCCCCAGGCUUCCUACCCUGAGCCCUCUUACCCUGAGCCCUCUUACCCAGAGCCCUCUUACCCCGAUCCCUCUUAUCCCCAGGCUUCUUACCCCGAGCCCUCUUACCCCAAUCCCUCUUACCCCCAGGCUUCUUACCCUGAGCCCUCUUACCCUGAGCCCUCUUACCCCAAGCCCGCUUACCCCCAGGCUUCUUACCCCGAGCCCUCCAACCCCCAGCCCCGGGAGGCAGACGUGCAGGCAGUGUACCCAGAGGGGGGUGUCAUCCCCUUGCCAGAGAGCAGCCCCCCCCACACACAGGGCAGGAGCGUGGUCAGCGUGGAUGAAGACGUGGACGUGGACGCUGGAGUGUUUGUGUACAACACAGAAAGCAGGGAGACCUGCGCUCAGUUUGAGGGGCAGUGCUCGCGACACGCCUACUGUUCCGAUUACUUGUCGGGAUUCUGCUGCCAUUGCCAGUCGGGUUACUAUGGAAACGGGAGGCACUGCCUGCCAGACGGAGUGCCCCAUCGCGUGAACGGGAAGGUGAGCGGGCGUGUCUUGGUGGGUGCCACGCCCGUGGACCUUGGCAGCGUGGACCUGCAUGCCUACGUGGUGGUGAGCGACGGGAGAGCCUACACGGCCGUCAGCCACGUCCCCGAGCCUGCCGGCUGGGCGCUGAUGCCCCUUUCCCCCAUCGGAGGCCUCUUUGGCUGGCUCUUCGCCCUGGAGCUGACCGGCCACGAGAACGGAUUCAGUGUCAUGGGUGCUGAGUUUGCCCGCUAUGCCGAUAUCACGUUCUACCCUGGGAACGAGAGGCUCAGUAUCAUCCAGAAAGCCCAGGGCCUGGACUCUCAGAACUACCUGACUGUGAGCACUGAGAUCCAGGGGCAGGUGCCCUUCGUGUCCCCCGGCGCCACUGUGCAGAUGGAGCCCUACAAGGAGCUGUACCAGUACCUGCCCUCAGUGGUGAAGUCGUCCUCACUCAGAGAGUACACCGUGCUGUCUGUGGGAAGUGGCUCCCAGACCUUCUCCUACCAGCUGAGCCAGAACGUGACGUACCAAGACUGCCGCCACCGCCACAGGAGCCUGCCGGACACGCAGCAGCUGAGCGUGGAGCGUGUCUUCAUGCUGUACAACAAGGAGGAGCAGGUGCUGAGAUACGCACUCACCAACCAGAUCGGCCCUGUCAGAGAGGACCCCGAGCCCGUGGUUGUGAGCCCCUGUUACGAGGGGACCCACGAGUGCGACAUGACUGCCCAGUGCAUCCCGGGUGAGGGAACCCAGUACCAGUGCCGGUGUGCCACCGGGUACAGAGGAGACGGGCGCAACUGCUAUGAUAUGGACGAGUGUGCGGAGGGCCUGAGCAGCUGUGGGAGUCACUCCCUGUGUGUGAAUCUGCAGGGCAGUCACCGCUGUGAGUGCCAGAGCGGGUAUCACUUCACUGUGGACGGGCGAACCUGCAUCGACAUCGACGAGUGCGCCAGUCCCAGGUGUGACCCCCACGCCACGUGCUUCAACACGCCAGGCUCCUUCCACUGCCGCUGUGUUCCGGGCUACAAGGGGGAUGGGCUCCAGUGCCUGGCGAGCCCUGAGCCCACGCAGCCCCCCAGGACGGCCUGCGAGCAGCACAGACACAGCCUGCAGGGGGAGCUGAGCCCCCGGGGGCCCCGCCCUGCCGUGGGGGCCUACGUACCACAGUGUGAUGAGGAGGGCAACUACCAGCCGCUGCAGUGCCACGGCUCCACAGGACACUGCUGGUGUGUGGACAGCAGGGGGCAGGAGAGGCCCGGGACCAGGACCCCCCCCGGCACCCCCCCGACCCGCUGUGACCUGCCAGAGCCCACGCAGCCCCCCAGGACGGCCUGCGAGCAGCACAGACACAGCCUGCAGGGGGAGCUGAGCCCCCGGGGGCCCCGCCCUGCCGUGGGGGCCUACGUACCGCAGUGCGAUGAGGAGGGCAACUACCAGCCGCUGCAGUGCCACGGCUCCACAGGACACUGCUGGUGUGUGGACAGCAGGGGGCAGGAGAGGCCCAGGACCAGGACCCCCCCCGGCACCCCCCCGACCCGCUGUGACCUGCCAGAGCCCACGCAGCCCCCCAGGACGGCCUGCGAGCAGCACAGACACAGCCUGCAGGGGGAGCUGAGCCCCCGGGGGCCCCGCCCUGCCGUGGGGGCCUACGUACCGCAGUGCGAUGAGGAGGGCAACUACCAGCCGCUGCAGUGCCACGGCUCCACAGGACACUGCUGGUGUGUGGACAGCAGGGGGCAGGAGAGGCCCGGGACCAGGACCCCCCCCGGCACCCCCCCGACCCGCUGUGACCUGCCAGCCCCGACACAGCGCCCCGAGAGCGUGUGCGAGCGCUGGAGAGCCAGUCUGCUGGAUCACUACGGGGGCAGGCCCGCCCCCCACCACUUCAUCCCACAGUGUGACGACCUGGGGCUCUUCAACCCCCUGCAGUGCUACGGGGACAACAGCUACUGCUGGUGUGUGGACCAGGACGGCAGGGAGCUGGAGGGGACCCGCUCCCAGCACGGAGUCACCCCGGCAUGCAUCCCGACCGUGGCUCCUCCCACUCUGCGGCCGACCCCGCGCCCCGAUGUGACCCCGCCCCCCGCCGGCGUGGUGCUGCUCUACGCUCAGGGACAGCAGAUCGGCUCCCUGCCUCUGAACGGGACCCGGCUCAGCAUGGACAAGGCAGCCGUCCUGCUGGCUCUGCAUGGCUCCAUCGUGGUUGGGAUUGACUAUGACUGCAGAGAGAGGACGGUGUACUGGACAGACGUGGCGGCUCGAACCAUCAGCAGAGCCAGCCUGGAGCCCGGGGCUGAACCGGAGAACGUCGUCAACUCCGGCCUCCUGAGCCCUGAGGGCCUGGCCGUUGACUACCUGCGGAGGAGCAUGUUCUGGGUGGACAGCGGACUGGACAAGAUAGAAGCAGCCAGGCUGGAUGGCACAGAGCGCCACGUCCUGUUCGACACGGACCUGGUCAACCCCAGAGCUAUAGCGGUGGACCCUCGGGGCGGUAACCUCUACUGGACAGACUGGAACCGCGAGGGCCCCAAAAUCGAGACCUCCACGGUGGACGGAGCCAACAGGAGGGUGCUGGUCAAGGAUGACAUCGGGCUGCCCAAUGCACUGACCUUCGACCCCCUCAGGAAGCAGCUCUGCUGGGCUGACGCUGGCACCAAGCGACUGGAGUGUGCGCAGCCAGAUGGCACAGGAAGACAUGUGAUACACAGCAACCUGAAUUACCCCUUCAGUCUGGUCAGCUACUCCAACCACUUCUACUACACGGACUGGAGAAGGGACGGGGUGAUGGCACUGAGCAGAGACACCAGCCAGUUCACGGACGAGUACCUCCCUGAUCAGAGAUCCCACCUGUACGGGAUCACAGUGGCCUACCCUCGCUGCGCUUCAGGGAGGAAGUAAUGGUGGAGCUAACGAGUGAAGUCUCUGCAGAUCUGUUGCUCGAGGGGGGAAGAGUACAUUUGAGAACACUUCCAGAGGAGAAGAGAAUUUGAGUGGAAGAUGGACAGGCUGGAGGGGGCGGGGGGGUGGAUUUCCAGGAUUGGAUGGGGGUCGUUUUUUAAACAGAUUUCAAACAAAAACAAAUCCUCGAACAAAAACCUCUUGUAAAAGUUUUGUAAAUUUCUUCUUUUUUUAUACCUCAUUUUUACUACUGUAUUUGUAUGUUUUUAAAAGAAAAAAGAAAUAAAGAUCGACAGGCCUGGAGCACAAUCAUAACGAAACAAAAACGGAGGGAGGGAGGGUGGAAGGGAGGGGGCAUCAGCCACCACAAGUGCUGCUUGUUUCUGUACCACUACAGGCAGCAUUGCAGUUAUGUAUUAACUGUGCACUAAAAUACAGCGAAGGCAAGAGACUCAAUGUCAAUGGCUUGUUAGCAUUGGUCAACAUCUAUUACUUUUUUUUCUGAGUCCUGUUUUUUUUUUUUUUUUUUUAAAGUGAGUUCUCUUACUAUUUCUAACAUUAAAGAUGUGAUCAAUGCUGUUGUAUCUCA